CCAAGGUCGAAGCAGCUGCAGGCUUCGUGGCGCAGACCGCAGAAGCUCCGUAGCAGCGAGACCGCGAAUACCGCUAUUAGUUCGAAGGUUCUUCUGGCAUGUCACCCCCAGAGACGGAACAGAGGGGGGCAACUGUGUACCUGGGCGCCCUGCUGGACGCAGACCAGGGCAUGGUGGAGCUGGUGUCUGGUAACACGCGGCUGGUGGCACACAAGGCUGUCGUGGCGGCCAGGAGCCCCGUCUUAGCCUCAAUGCUGGACAACGACAGUGACCAGCUCACCAUCCCGGAUGUGGAGGGCCCCGUGCUGGCAAUGCUGGUGUCCUACAUGUACGCCUUCAGGCUCUCUGGACUGGGCGGAAUGGGUCCCCAGUUACUGGCCGCCGCUGACCAGUACAAAGUGGUUGGCCUGAGGGCUGCAUGUGAACAGCUCAUGGCCGCAGAGAACACAGCUAACUGAUGUAGUACCAUGUGUGAAAUAAAUCUAACAACUUGGCUUCAAA
This is a messenger RNA of Schistocerca piceifrons (Central American locust), 501 nucleotides long. Its product is annotated as speckle-type POZ protein B-like. Gene Ontology annotation, biological process: regulation of proteolysis; proteasome-mediated ubiquitin-dependent protein catabolic process. Gene Ontology annotation, molecular function: ubiquitin protein ligase binding. Gene Ontology annotation, cellular component: cytoplasm. The record is from RefSeq and is a predicted model, not a curated record. NCBI's taxonomy places the organism in Eukaryota, Metazoa, Arthropoda, Insecta, Orthoptera, Acrididae. The transcript is spliced from 2 exons. Bases 99 to 458 code for a protein of 119 amino acids.